UGUUUGUUUCUUGUCGUUAAAUAAUUAACGCUUCGCCUCCCGCGGGAAGGUUUGUCCCCCCGCAGUCUCCGUAGCUGUAGUAGCAACAUGGCGUCGGACAGCGACGGCGACGAGGACUUCGUGUCUUACGGGACUCCUCUGGAGCCUCUGGAGGAAGACGAGCCGAGGAAGAAGCCCGUCCCGCUCCACGAGCAGACGGUGAAAGAUGAGAAGGGACGAUUCCAGAGGUUCCACGGAGCGUUCACCGGAGGAUUCUCAGCCGGUUACUACAACACGGUCGGCUCCAAAGAAGGCUGGGCGCCGGCGACCUUUGUGUCGUCGCGGCAACAGAAAGCGGAGAAACAACUCGCCAGGCCCGAGGACUUUAUGGACGAUGAGGACCUUGGCGAGCACGGCAUCGCUCCCGCUCAGAUCACCACCAGUCAGGAGUUCUCGUCCAGCCGCCGCGACGAGGCCCGAGAGAAGGCGAGAGCUGUCAACGCUCAGGCCGCUUUGAUCCCCGGAGACACUCUGCUGGAGGAGCUGAUCGCACCCGCCAGGUCGUCCAUCGGGGUGGAGCUGCUGAGGAAGAUGGGGUGGAAGGAGGGUCAGGGCGUCGGGCCGCGCGUGAAGAGGAAAGCUCGUCGACAGCAGACGGGUGUUGGAGCCAGAGUUUACAGCUCUACGAUGCCCCCCGCUGGUUCGGAGGACUCAGAGGACGACGACGACGACGACGACUUUGCCCCAGAGGACGUGACCUUCGCCCCGAAGGACGUGACCCCUGUGGACUUCAGUCCCAGGUCUGGAGUUCGUGGUCUGGGUUAUCGCGGUCUGGACCCAGGCAUGGCGCUGCUGGGCCGAGCGGCGCCCGAACACAUCGACCUGUUCAAGCCUCAGUCCGAGACGAGGAGUCGUCUCUUCGGAGCCGCUCAGCGGGGCUCGCGCAGAGGAGGCGGAGUCGCUGGACAGGCGUUCGGUGUGGGCGCCCUGGAGGACGAGGACGAGGACGUUUACCACAAAGACUCCAUGUCCCGGUACGACACGGAGCUCGGAGGAGAGGAGCCCGGAGACGGACUGUACGGCUGGACGGCUCCGCAGCAGUACACCAAGAGAAGAGACAAAAGCAAAGACGCGUCAUACCUCGGUAAGAUCCUGGAGGGAUUCACUCUGACCCAAAGAGCAGGCGAGGAGAAAACGAUCUUCCCUCCCCCGACGCUACCCCGCGACUACAGACCGGUCCAUCGUUUCCAUCUGACGUCCGUCAGUGUCUCUCGUCUGUCCGGGGUCAGUCCCGCUCUGGCCGAGGCCCUGAGGACGUCCAGGGGCCACAUGGUCAAAGAGGAUCCCCAACAAGGGGGACGGCACCAGCUGGACUCGGGCCAGAGGAGGGCGCUGCUGGGAGAGGACGUCCUGCAAGGUCCCAGUUCAGUGAUGGAGCUGCUGAAGCCUGAAGACCGGGAUCGACUCCUCAACCUCCGCAACUCCUCCAACGCCACAGACUCACGCCACGCCACGAGCUCCGGUGGGUCGACGGCGGGAUCGACUGCAGGGACCAUGGCGGGGUCGAUGGCGGAGAACGCGGCGAGGUCUUCAGCGGUGUCGUUGGCGGUGACGUCAGCGGUGGCGAUGGCGAGGUCGAUGGCGGGAUCGAUGGCGGGGUCUUCGUCGGUGUCGUCAGCUCUGAGCGGCGCCGCCUCCUCCUCCGGCCUCCAUCAGCAGCAGCAGGAGGCUCUGGCGUCGUGGCGAGGCGUCCAGUCGUCCACACAGAGCUUCAAACCGUUUGAGAAGAACCCCAGCAAACAGGCUCGAUACGAACUCUACCUGGACCACCUGCGACAGGGAGACAGAGACGCCGUGGAGCAGAGUCUGGACUCGGGGAUGACGGAGUGGGAGCGCAGCAGGGAGCGGGAGGAGUUCGUCCGAGCCUCCAUCUUGUACAGACCCUCCUCCUCCUCGCUCACCGCUCGCUUCACCAGCGCCAAACACGACGAGGACGACGGCGACACGGUGGAGGUCAGCCGCGACCAGGAGGGCGACGUGGACGACAAACAGGCCGCCGUCAAGAUGAAGAUGUUUGGAAAACUGACCCGAGAAACGUUCGAGUGGCAUCCGGACAAGCUGCUCUGCAAGAGGUUCAACGUGCCCGACCCGUUCCCCGGCUCGGGUCUGGUGGGUAUGCCGAAGGUGAAGAGAGACAAGUUUUCCGUCUUCAACUUCCUGACGGUGACGGAGAGCAGAGAGACGACAGCUCCUCCGAAGCCUCCAGAGACCGGGAAGAGGUCGAGGUGGGACAUCUCGGACCAGAAGAAGAAGAUCAAGGAGGAAGAGGAGGGCGACGCCUCUUUACCUGCCUGCAGCAGCAGCGAGCAGCAGACUGCCGACGGGACGAAGUCGGUGGAUCAGAAGAGCUCGGACAAGAAGAGCAACGGCGACGAAGAGGAGGAAGAGGAUGAAGAGGAGAGCAGGCCUCCGAUGGAUCUGUUCAAAGCCAUCUUCGCCAGCUCCUCUGACGAGAAGUCGUCUUCAUCGGAGGGAGAGAGUGAAGAGGAGGAGAAGACGAAGGAGGAUGAGGGGAAAGUGGAGCCUCAGGCUCUGAACCUCUUCAACAUCUCCUCUUCCGUCACGUCCUCCUCCACCUCAGUUACCGUCUCCACCUGCGCCAACCAGCAGACAGUGAAAGCGCCGGUUUCGAGUCGGACGUCGUCUCAGGAGGAGUUUGGUCCGAAGCUGCCGCCUCCUUCAGCUGCUCUCGGUGAGUGCUCCACCUCCCGCCCCCCCCCCAGUGAGGAGAGACCCGACAACAAGAGGAGCAGAGAGAAAAAACACAAGAACAAGAAGCAGCACAAACACAAGAAGGACAAGAAGAAGAAGAAACACAAGAAGCACAAACACAAAGCGAAGCAGCAGAAGAAGAGUAAGACGGAGGCGUCGGACAGCAGCGAGGACGAGGAGGACGGACACGUGUCCACAGAGGAGCUGCUCAAGAGACUGAAGAGCGUCCAGUCACGUGAGACCUGGUGAAGCUUCAGGACGUUUGUCCUCCGUGAGGACGACCUGCUGCCGUCUCAUCUGCUCUCACCUCAUUUUAUUCCUGUUUAUAAAAAAUAAUAAAAUCAUGUGCGGAUGUA
Molecule: messenger RNA, 3107 nt
Organism: Scophthalmus maximus (turbot)
Lineage: Eukaryota; Metazoa; Chordata; Actinopteri; Pleuronectiformes; Scophthalmidae
Gene: gpatch1
Product: G patch domain containing 1
Exons: 20
Coding region: 88-3000 (970 amino acids)
Biological process (GO): mRNA processing
Cellular component (GO): nucleus
Molecular function (GO): RNA binding
Source: RefSeq, a predicted model, not a curated record